AAAAACGGCUCGAAUUUUUGAAGGAAGAGCUUUCUGAUUAAAACCUCUUACGCUUUGUAUUACCACUAGGUAGGCAAUCGAUACAUGUGGGUUGGAUUGGAAAAGGAGGGUUACACCUGAGAAGGUUCUCUCGUAAGUAGGAUAACAAAAAGAAAUUACACGAAAAUUACUUCAGAGACACUGGAUAGCCGAGAAAGAUCUCACUAUUAUAUAGAAUGUAGAACGAUAUCAAUGUGUUUGCCGUAACAGUGGAUAAAAUCUUUUCUGAAUGAUGCUCGAUGUGACUGGCUACCUGUUUUUUUUAUCACGUAAAAAGAAGUUAUUAACGUAGAUAUUUAUUGAGCUAAUCUACAGUGCAUUAUUGUCGAAAAACAACCCAGUGUUCUUGGUUAUCUUUUGAAUAGCUCUUGUUUGUUUUCCAAAAUAAAUUCAAAAAUGAUGAAAAGAGAGCUUCAUGAAACUUGGGCUUUCCAGACUGUUUUCACCUAAUAAAAUAUCAGAACGAGUUGAAAACUGCAGAAUAUAGUUACUUUGUUUGUCGAUUAUGUUGUUGCACCAUUAUACGAUCGAAAAAAGUGGAAAACUAUAUUUUUCAAAAGUUUUCUCGAAAACUCUUUCGAAAACCAGGGAAUUUUAUAAUUUCUUUUGUAGAUUUCUUAUAAAAAGGUUACAAAAUAGUCAAAAUACUGUAAAUUCCGAAGUUUUCAACUCAUUCACGCGAAGUCAAAAUUACCCUAAGCCACCAAGUGCCAGUUCUAGGCUCAAAGAAAAUCCGAUAGCAUGCCGAAAACACAUCGGUUUUGAAGAGAAUACUUUGAACUACCUACUCAUGAAAAAGACGACAAUAUUCGCACAUGAAGUUUUUCAAUAUAAACAAUAUAUAAUAAUAUAGAAAAAGUGUCAGACAAUUAAUGAACACCAUUAUCAAAAUUGAUGUUAUGAAUUUCUGAAUCCAUGUCUGCUACAAAAAAUAUGUCUUAAAGUCUCCACUUUUGAAUAGUGACAACCCGAACUCUCUAGUUCUUUUCAUUCUCGUGUUAUUCAAAAGAUAACCAACCACACAGCUUUUUUUCCUCGACAAUAGUACUAUAACUUCAUAACUAAAAGUGUUAUAUUUCUUGAAGCAUUACUGAAAAAUGAUCUGGAUUAUACUCAAAAAGUGGAACUAUUAGAACGUUAUGGUAUGGAAACGAACCAAAAGCUUCAAUUAUUAAUUCAAGAUGAAAUGCAAGAUGAAAAUUAUUCAGAAAACGAACGUGAAACACAAAUGAAAUCAAAACAAUUAUAUAAAAUUACUUCUAAACCAAAAAAGGAAAAUUUUACAAACGAUUCAUUGGAUGAAGCUGAAUCAGAAGAAAAUGAACCACCUAUUCCUUCACAAAAAGCACCAGCUACACAAACAAAAUUUGUUACACAAGGUGGUAUUUGGUAA
Messenger RNA from Didymodactylos carnosus, 1432 nucleotides. Lineage: Eukaryota; Metazoa; Rotifera; Eurotatoria; Philodinida; Philodinidae. The record is from the annotation of a GenBank genome assembly.